Molecule: messenger RNA, 5314 nt
Organism: Ziziphus jujuba (common jujube)
Lineage: Eukaryota; Viridiplantae; Streptophyta; Magnoliopsida; Rosales; Rhamnaceae
Exons: 7
Coding region: 384-1694 (436 amino acids)
Source: RefSeq, a predicted model, not a curated record
GUUUCCUUCCAAGUGAAGUAUGGUUCCGAAGUGCCAAUUAUUGAUUUAAGCUGCAGGGAUCAAAAUAAGACUAAUCACAUUUUGGAUAUGAAGCUGUUAACAGAUAUGCAUAAUUUCAUCUACCUAGGCAAAGUUUGUACAUAUUUGUCAUCUGCAGCAUUGACCGGACUGGAAGGACUCUUUUUGGCUACACGUGUGAGAAAUGCAUUAGGGUAGUGCUACACGUAAUUAAUAGCCAGGUGAGCUCUGCGUUGCAACCAGAUUUGCAUUCUCCUCUUGAGACCCAUAUACUUAAAAGAUUGCAGUUCCUCAUAGUGUUGCUGCUGCAGAGCUUUCUGCAUAAAUGAAAAUUAUGCCUUGACAUAAUUUCUGUCACUUUAAAGAUGAGAAUUCGAAAUAGCCGUCCUGCUCCAUUUAUGGCUCCUCCACCUGAGGUUAUGCCUGGGUCUACUCAUCUUCGUUCACGUCUAAGAUCACAAUUUGAUGAGCGUUUCUUAGUUGAAGAAGAGAAUAGGCGCAUUGGAUGGUCAUGUUGUCCAGUGAGGAAAUCUAUUUGUCCAGUUGCACUUGAGGACCAACUCCAUGGUGAAUUGGAACAAACCACUGGGGAGAAGAGAUCUCUGAAUUGUGUUGAUGAGGAGAAAGAUAUAAAACAUUGUGUACAGAUCAAUUCAAAUCUGGAUUUGCAACAGCAGAGUGAAGGAGAAGACAAUAAAGGAAAAGAAUUUUCUUCCUCUGCAGAAUCCCAAGGGGACAGGUAUAGCUCUACUCUUCUGGUUAAUGAUGGCAUCACCUUUCCUGCAACUUUUUCUGAGCUUGGAGAGAAACUCCCCGUCAAGAAAAGACAACUUAAUAAGCAGUUGGAGAACAAAACAGGAAUGGAAAGACAGGAAGCAGAAUGUGCAAUGGUAGAAGUGGAAGUGGUGGAAGCAACGGAAAUAAAAGAAGAUGGAAGAAUAAAUCUAGAACUGGCAUAUGCAAAAUUAGGAGUAACAGAGGAAGAUGCACUAUUCAAAGAAAGAGUGGAAGAUGCAACUGUUGAAGUGAGAGAGGAAGAUGUAAAAGAUGGAGGAAAAGGGGAAGAAGAAAUGGAAGAAUUUAAAGUGGAACGUAUGGAAAAAGAGGUACAAGAAGGAAAAGAAAAACCGGAAGUAAAAGACAAGGCCAUAACAAUCAAUGUAAAGACAGAGACAGCAAGUAUUCAUGGACUUGAAUAUCUAAAUGAAGGUGAGGGUUGUCACAAGACUCACAGUAUCAACUGUAUCAUAAACUGCAAGUCAUCUGUUCGUUGUGUGCUCUUGGAUAAUAAGCAAGGUCACUGCAAAGAAGAGCUAGGCUUAGAAGGAAAAGAUUUUGAACCAAAUGGGAAGGAAAGAAGAGGAACAAAAAGAAACGGCACUGAUAAGUCAGCUGACAGCAACAACUCUCUUCAGGAAAUGCAGAAGCUGAAAAGAGGAAGGCCAAUGAGGGUGCAACAUUAUGCAGUCGAUAGGAAUAAUAGGUGGUGCACAGGGAAGCCAAAGCCCGUAAAGGGUUGGCCCAAGUUGGUGGCAGACGAACCAUUAAGUGGAAACAUCGAGAACCCAGAGAAGCCGAAGCCUAAGAGAGGGAGGCCGAGGAAGGUGAAGGAUCAGGAUCAAAAUCAGGCAAACAAUGUCAAAAACUUAUCAUCAUCAGUGGCUAUGUUUUACUAAAAAAUAUGUUUCAUAUCGGCAUGAGAACUUUGCUAGACUUCUGUCUUAAACGUAUUAAGUAGCCCUUUUUUUGUCGUAUGGAAUUUGUUACUUUAUAUAAAUAUUUUUGGAAUUAUGCAUUUUUGAGUGGUCCAGAAGAGACAGAUUCAGAAAGCUUUGUUCAUUAACGUGUCAAUGCGUUCAGCCAGCUAAGGUGCAAACUUAGUUAGCUGUCUUAACUUAAGGCUCAUUGCUUUUCCUCUCUCUCUUCCAUUAUAAUAUUUUCCUCUUUUUUCAAAAGACCAUGAUUCCAGGCUCAUGUUUUUUUCUUGGAUGCAUUCAAAUGCUUGCCGACUUAAUUUCUGAUAUUUGUUGUGUUUCAUGGCAGUAAAUUUGAAUUUUUCUUCCUCGUAUUUUUGGCUUUAACUCUUGUUCUAAUAAAGGGAGUUGGAUUUAUAUGAUAAUGAUUUCGGGCACAUAAAUCUUUACCAACUUAAUGAAGUAUUUUGGCAUGUUUAUACAUUGAGUAUGUUAGAUCAGAUAUGUGCUUUUUGUUGUGCUAAUAUAAGAAUGCUAUAAUAACCUGUUACUUUUAGAGGGAUAAAAAUCGAUAUCAAUCAUGAUGGACUAAGUUUUCCUAAUGCAUGAGUUUCAUUAUCUUUAUGGAUUUUUUUAAAAAAAAAUUAUGAGUGGAUUUUCUUCCAUAUUGGAAUUGAAUUUUUACAGAUAUUAGAAGUAAAUGGAAUUUAAACUUACAGACAAUCCUUGCACUAUAAUUAAUGCAUUAUGUGUCGCAGCAAAUAUGGCAUGCUGAGUUCAGACUUCCACGUGUAACUCAUGGAGAAGAAUUAGCCGAACAUCAUAAUUUGUGCGCUUUUUACUUCUAUGUAGUAUACAGUGUAUACGGAUUUGCAUUGAACAUAAAUUGGUAUUUCCCUGUUUCUGGCUUCUUGGGUUUGCAGGACUUUUCAUAAAAUUUAAUUGUGGAAGGGUAUUUGUUCAAUUUUGACAAAUAACUUAAGAAGCAUAAACGUUGAGGGACACAACCAAAAAAAAAAAAAAAAGAAAAAAAGAAAAAAAAGGAGCAAAUAUGGGGAUUAAGGAUGAAUUUCGAUGAAUAUACAUUCUGGCAAUGUACAUAUGGCAGCGUGAGGUAACACUUGUCGAAGUAAAUGACCAGAGGAGCUUUAACCAGAGACAGAAUGUAGACUUUAUAAAUAAGAGGGUAUUCAGACACAUAUAACACUCCACUUCUUAAUUACAACACUAUCAUUUGGUAAUUUUUUCCUUGCUUUAGUUUGAAGAGAUUAAAAAACGAGAGAGGGAUUAGAAGGAGACGACCUCGCUCUCCUCCACCUUGUUCUGUUGCCUCAUCAGUAGGUAAUUUUUCAGUCCAAAUAGAGCAGGAAGUUUCAUCGCUGCCAGUCGCUGGUGUUGAUCCAGAUUCUCCAACUCCAGAAUCACCACCAAAAGCCUUGCACUAUAUAUGAUAUACCUUUUCCAAUGGUACAAAACCAAGAUGGCUAUCCAAAAGCAUGGUAUAUUUUCCAUGACACCAUCAAUUCAUUUCUUCAAAGUGGUCAGCCAACUAUCAAUUUGGACCCUUCGGUUACCAUUUCUCCAAACCUUGGACCCAAGGUGAUGACCCAUUUUCCUUACUUCCUAAUCUCUACUAAUUUACAUUUUUUAGGUUGCACAAUUUAUUUGGACGCUCUCGCUAUAUAGUGCUUGAUCUAACAACUUAUAUAUGUUAACAAUCUCUUUAUGUAAAGGUUGAUUUUGGAGAAAACUGUGGCUGCUGUAGUGGCACCUAUAAAACUUUCAUAUAUAAAUAUCAUUUUAAGGGGCCUAAUUAUGUUUCUUUACAUACAUAUGUUUUUGUCGGACAUAGAAGAGACUAGAGGAAAAAAUGCUGAUGAUCAGCAGACACCUGCAGGUUUGUUUGCUAAUGAAAUGUAUACGAAUUUCCCUCAAAUCUUCUUUAUCUAAGCUUUGCAAGUUUUGAAACUUAGCCAUGCCUAAUAUAUAUGUAGUGCCUAAAUCUUUCUCUUGGCAGAACAAUAGUAUGCUAUCAUUGGAGUUAAUAAUUUUAUUCUUUUAUGUGUUAAAAUAAGGUUUCCCGCACUCACGACGCUGUACAUACCUAAAUUUAAAUUUGUAUGGUAAUAAAUUCGUGCAAUCAUUUAAAAUAAAUUAUUAUUCUUUUAUUAAGCUAAUCUUAUAUCUUUCUACCCCUUCAACAUAUUCAUUAAAUAAACAAGUUCCUGCAUUGAUGCUUUACAUAUGUAAAGUUUAUAAAUUUAAGCGUCCUAUUUAAUUAUUAAAAAAAAAAAAGAGAAGAGAAAUUACCUUAGUACCCGACUCAUUUUUAAUGAUUUAUCUUUUAUGUCGUCAACAUAUUUCAAUCCUAUACACCAUGUAAUAUAUACCUAUGUAGAGAAUAUGUAAUACAGUUCCAAAACCUUAUGCUAGUUUUUGAAAAUCAUCGUACUAGAUAGAUUUAGUUAUGUGAUUUGAAGAGUACUGUUUUAUAGAAAAAACGAUGAAUGAUUUGGUGUUCUGGUGAUCAUCCAGGGGAAGAGGAAACCGUGAUGCAGUUAUUACUCGGCCAAAAUUACAGAAUUUUAUCACUCACGGGUAUGCUUAUUAGGCUAAAAGCUGGAUAUAUAUAUAUAUAUAUAUACAUAUAUAAGAAUGCGUUGACAUUGAUCGUAGUAAUUUCAGGAAGUGCUAAAAUCAUUUGCCAAAUGCUUUUGUAAUUCUUGACCAUAUUUUAGAAUUAAAACUUGUUUUAACAAGUUGAGUCUCUGUCACGGACUUAAACAUAAUAACAGCUUGUUAAUUGCAGUUGCCUACCUGAAGCUACAUCUUAUGAACAAGUGGUUUUUCUAUUAUAAAUCUUUGCUUUAUACAUAAAGGAAUUUUAUAUUAUAUUGUUCUUAUCAAUCAUAUAUACACACCAUUUGUUUGUGAUAUUGAAGAGACAUUUUAAAAAAAAAAUGUUAAAUAUGGCCAACAAAGAGGGUGAACGGGCAGUGAAGAAGAGAAAGCUGGAACACAAGGGAUAUGAAGACAUAGAUUGGAAGAAUUAUGGGCAGGUGGGACAAGAAGAUGUAUGCGCUCACCAUUCAGGAAAGCUAAAGACUAGAAGCCUAAAAAGCAUUAUGAACCAAACCCAGGACAACAUGAUCACUAGGUCACCCACUCAAGAAAACUGGAAAAUUAAAUCCUUUCUCUGAGUGCUCAUGUGAAGUGAACCGCUUCAUCAUCAGCUUUUGUGGGUUCAGUGUUGAUCGAAUUUGGUAACUUGAAAAGUUUUUAGACUGGCGUUUAAGCUACGCUUUAAAGAAAACAUGAGCGCUACAACUCUGCUCUAGCUACUUCAUCGGAAGUACAAAAUUUUUAAUAUUUUGUAUGCUACAGCUUUAUUAAUAGCUUUAUAGGUGUGUGCGUGUGCCUUUUUUAAUUUUUUUUUUCUAAGUACUAUGGUAAUGGUUCGAUUUUUCGUCAUUGAAAAUUGUCCGUUCUCUUCAUAGUAUUUAAGUGAUCUAGGUGCAGACAGAGCAAAUAGAGGUAAUGUGUGUCACCAAAAAACUAUAAUUUCUUGUGGAAAAAGUAAAUAAAAACAGUUUGAUUAUUGA